Molecule: messenger RNA, 1020 nt
Organism: Vicia villosa (hairy vetch)
Lineage: Eukaryota; Viridiplantae; Streptophyta; Magnoliopsida; Fabales; Fabaceae
Exons: 2
Coding region: 1-1020 (339 amino acids)
Source: RefSeq, a predicted model, not a curated record
AUGUCGGUUUUGGUGAAUGGAAGCCCUACGAAAGAAUUUGUGGUAGAGAGAGGUCUAAGGAAAGGGGAUCCGUUAUCGCCGUUUAUUUUUGUCAUUGUAGCGGAGGCGUUGAAGGGAAUGGUUAGCAAGGUGGCAGAGAUAGGUGAAUAUGUUGGUUUCAAUAUAAGGAGAAAGUGUAGUGUGGAUAUUUUACAAUUUGUGGAUGAUACUUUAUCGAUAGGAAAGGGGAGAUGGAAGCAAGUGUGGGCUAUCAAGGCUAUUCCAAGAGGUUUUGAGAUGGUGUCGGGUCUUGGGAUCAAUUAUCACAAAAGCAAAAUUAUUGGAUUUAAUGUUAGUGACAACUUUUUGGAUAUUGCUUCUAACUUUUUGUCUUGUAGGAGGGAAGAUAAUAACUUCACUUUUCUUGGUAUUCCUAUAGGAAUUAAUCCUAGAAGGAUUUCCUCUUGGAACGUGAUUUUGAACAAACUAAAGUCCCGUCUCUUGGAUUGGAAGGUGCGAUUACUUAGUUUUGGAGGUAGACUCACUCUCUUAAAAUCCGUUCUUUGUAGUCUUUCGAUAUUUAUGCUUUCCUUUUAUAAUGCUCCUAAGAAGGUGUUAAUGGAGAUAUCGAGACUGCAAAGCAAUUUUCUUUGGGGUGGAGUGGGGGAAAACAAGAAAAUUCAUUGGUGGCGUUGGAGAAUUCUAGGCGGUUCAAAGGAUUUAUGGUAUAGAGUGUUCAGAGCUAGAUACGAAGAUAUUAACCUCCACGUGGUUUCUUAUAAUAGCAAAGUUGAUAAGAAGUUUUCGAAAUCUACUUGGUGGACGGACAUAUUAUCUUUGGAGAAUAGUUACAAUGAAAACUUGUUUGUUGAUAAUUGUAGAUUUUUUAUUGGUAAUGGAUACAACACUUCUUUUUGGCAAUCAAGGUGGAUGGGAGAUUUUUGUUUGAAGGUUCUUUUUCCGGUGGCUUACAAUCUUUCGGAGUUUAAAUUUGUUUCGGUUGCGAGUAUGGGAGGUUGGAGGGGAGACGUUUGGUUUUAG